Didymella exigua CBS 183.55 is the source of this 3498-nucleotide messenger RNA. RefSeq names its product leucyl-tRNA synthetase. Gene Ontology annotation, biological process: leucyl-tRNA aminoacylation. The coding region runs from base 1 to 3498 and encodes 1165 amino acids. Gene Ontology annotation, molecular function: aminoacyl-tRNA deacylase activity; leucine-tRNA ligase activity; ATP binding. The record is from RefSeq and is a predicted model, not a curated record. The transcript is spliced from 2 exons. Lineage: Eukaryota; Fungi; Ascomycota; Dothideomycetes; Pleosporales; Didymellaceae.
AUGGCGGAAGCAGCAGUCCCCAAGGGCGUUGCAAAGGACGCUGUUACUGCGACCAUCGAUUUGCUCAAACCGCAGGAGUCACAGGACAAGACCCUCAAGAUUGAGAACACGGAAAAGCGGGACACUUUGAUCGAGGCCGAGAAGAAGUACCAGAAGUUGUGGGAAGAGCAGGGAGUUUUCCAGCCUGAUGCGCCGACCCUCGAGGAAGUGCCUUUUGACAUCAACCCGGAGGAAUUGCGCGCAAAGCACCCGAAAUGGUUCGGUAACUUCGCCUACCCGUACAUGAACGGAACCCUGCACGCCGGCCAUGGUUUCACUGCAUCGAAAGUCGAGUUCACAGCUGGUUUCCAAAGGAUGAACGGCAAGCGGACUCUGUUCCCCCUCGGCUACCACGUGACUGGUAUGCCCAUCAAGGCUUGUGCGGACAAGCUUGUCAGGGAAGUCGAGCAAUUUGGCCAGAACUUCGAGCGGUGCCCCGUCGAGGAUGUCAUGGAGGCCCAGAAGGAGCCACCUGCGCCCACACAGGCUGAGGCUAAGACUGAUCUUACAAAGUUCAAGGCCACCAAGGGAAAGGCAGCCGCUAAGACUGUCAAGACCAAGUACCAGUUCCAGAUUAUGCUGGCACAAGGUAUCCCCGUCGAGGAGAUUCACAGGUUCGCCGAUCCGUACCACUGGAUCCAGUUCUUCCCUCCUCUGGCCAAGCGCGAUCUCACAAAUUUCGGAGCCAGGAUAGAUUGGCGACGACAGUUCGUUACCACAGAUGCUAAUCCAUACUACGAUUCUUUUGUUGCAUGGCAGAUGCGCAAGCUGAAGGAGCUGGGCAAGAUCAUCUUCGCCAAGAGGUACACAAUCUACAGUCCCAAGGAUGGCCAGGCGUGUAUGGACCACGACAGGCAAUCUGGUGAGGGUGUUGGUGUUCAGGAGUACACAGCUUUGAAGAUGAAGGCAAUCACUUGGUCCGACUCAGCAAAAGCCAUCAUUGAAGGCAAGCUUCCCGAAGGCGCCAACGCAUACUUCGUCCCCGCUACCCUGAGGCCCGAGACCAUGUACGGACAGACCUCGUGUUUCGUCGGACCUUCCAUCGAGUACGGACUCUUCCACGUCAAGGAUAACGAGUACUUCGUCUGCAGUCAGCGCGCUGCACGCAACAUGAGCUAUCAGCCUGGUACACCUGGUACGUUCUCCAAAGAGGGCAAGAUCAACCAGAUCGCCAGCUUCAAGGGAAAGGACCUCGUCGGUACCAUCGUCAACGCCCCUCUAUCCGUGCACAAGGAGGUGUACAUUCUACCCAUGGAAACCGUCAAGGACACCAAGGGUACAGCAGUUGUAACCUGCGUGCCGUCUGACUCACCUGACGACUACAUCACAUCGUUUGACCUGGCCAAGAAGGCCGAGUACUAUGGCAUCCAGAAGGAGUGGGUAAAAUUCGACGACAUCCUCCCCAUCAUCGAUACCCCCACAUACGGCAACCUGUGCGCCAAAAAGCUCGUUGAGGACAUGAAGAUUCAGUCGCCCAAGGACUCCGCGAAGCUUGCUGAGGCAAAGGACAAGGCGUACAAGGAGGGCUUCUACAAGGGCACCAUGGUGUACGGUGAGCUGAAGGGCAAGUCUGUCGAGGAGGCCAAGCCUCUCGUUCGCAAGCAGCUCAUCGAUGCUGGCGACGCCUUCCCAUACGCCGAGCCCGAUGGCAAGGUCAUGAGCCGAAGCGGUGACGACUGCGUUGCUGCUCUCCUUGACCAGUGGUACAUGAACUACGGUACCGCAGAGAACGGCGGUGACGGUGAGUGGGCUGAGAAGGUCCGCGCUCAUAUCGAGAACGAGCUCAACCUCUACUACCCCGAGGCCAAGAACCAGUUCUUACGUGUCGUGGACUGGCUGGGUAAUUGGGCUUGCGCACGUUCGUACGGUCUUGGUUCCAAGGUUCCUUGGGACGAGGCUGUCAUGGUCGAGUCUCUGUCAGAUUCCACAAUUUACCAGGCUUACUACUCCUUCGCCCACCUUCUUCACAAGGACAUGUUCGGCAAGGAGCCCGGCCCUCUGAACAUCAAGCCUGAGCAGUUCACCGACGACGUCUGGGACUACGCUUUUGGCCGCCGUGAGCGCACCAACCUGCCCGAGUCAGAUAUACCCAAGGAGGCUCUUCAGACACUGAGGAGACACUUUGACUACUGGUACCCGCUUGAUAUGCGCACCAGUGGUAAGGAUCUGAUCCAGAAUCACUUGACUUUCAACCUGUACGUUCACGCCGCCAUCUUCCCCCAGGAAAACUGGCCGCGCAGCUUCCGUGUCAACGGUCAUCUGCUCCUUAACGGUGACAAGAUGAGCAAGUCGACCGGUAACUUCCUCACCAUCGCUGGUGCCGUCGAGAAGUUUGGUGCAGAUGCCACGCGUCUGGCCCUCGCUGAUGCUGGUGAUGACAUGAACGAUGCCAACUUCGAGGAGACUGUCGCCAACGCCAACAUCUUGAAGCUGUACGAGCUCCGCAAGUGGUGCGAGGAGCUGGUCCGUGAGAAGAUCACGAUUACCGAUGGCUCGAAGUACGCGGAGAUCAAGGAGAAGGAGCGCGUCAGGAACCCCGACGUCAUUCAGCGCCAGAGCGGAAGCGAGCACGUCCUCCUCGACGACCUCUUCGACAACGAGAUGAACGCUCUCGUCGCCGAGACAUACGGUCACUACUCCGCCACAAUGUACAAGGCCGCACUUAAGUCUGGUUACCACGACUUCACUUCCGCUCGUGACUUCUACCGUGAGGCUACCAAGGCUGCUGGCAUCGGCAUGCACGAGGACCUCGUCAAGAAGUUUAUCGAGCUCCAGGCCCUGAUGAUCGUCCCCAUCGCCUCUCACUGGGCUGAGCACGUCUGGCUCGAGCUCCUCAAGAAGGACGAGACUAUCCAGAAGGCGCAGUGGCCCAAGGUCCCCGAGGCCGAUGCGCGUCUCUCCGCCGCCCGCGACUUCGUCCGCACAACACAGUCGAACAUCACAUCCGCCGAGGGCGCGGCAGUCAAGCGUCUCAGCAAGGGCAAGGCCGCGAGCUUCGACCCUAAAAAGGAGAAGAAGAUCACCAUCUUCGCGGCGCAGCAGUUCCCUGCCUGGCAGCAGAAGUACAUCCAGAUGAUUCGUGACAACUACCCCAAUCUCGACAUCAAGGCCCUCAGCAAGCAGAUCGACAAAUCCGAGUCCAAGAAAGCCAUGCCCUUCAUCAACGCACUGAAGCGCCGUCUCGACAACGGCGAAUCCUCCAACGUCGUCCUGAACCGCGAGCUCGCCUUCAACGAGCUCGAUACCCUGCGCUCCAUGGUCCCCGGCCUUAAGCAGACAAUCCAGAAGUGCGUGGAUGUCGAGAUCAUCUCGGUCGCUGACGGUGGUAAGGGUGUCGUCAUCAAAGAGGAUGGCAGCAAGGGUGAGGAGAGGAGGGAGCUGCCGCCUCAGGCGGGUAGUGCGGAGCCGGGGAGUCCGAGCUUUGCGUUUGAGAACAGUGAGAGUCUGCCUGUGAGGUAG